Messenger RNA from Thermochaetoides thermophila DSM 1495, 1956 nucleotides. RefSeq lists its product as uncharacterized. Bases 1 to 1956 code for a protein of 651 amino acids. NCBI's taxonomy places the organism in Eukaryota, Fungi, Ascomycota, Sordariomycetes, Sordariales, Chaetomiaceae. The transcript has 2 exons. Gene Ontology annotation, cellular component: nucleus. The record is from RefSeq and is a predicted model, not a curated record.
AUGGACAAAAAAUCAAAAAGGAUCCCAAACGGCACCCUGGACAAAGUCCAGUCCCGCGAGCUGGACGUGGCGUCUGAACCGCGGCCUGGGGACGACAACUUUGAGGGCUUUCGCAUGACCCUCCCCGAGGACUGCGUUGAGUACAUGCUCUUCAUCAUCGGCGACAAAACCAACAGCAGCCUACCGAGUCUGGAACAGGUCCGGCGGGCGGCCUACCAGAAGCUGGAUAAGAUCGCCAAGGACUACAUCUGGCAGCGGGACCCGUUUAAGUUAGAAACGAGGGUCCAAAAAGGCCUUGGAACACCCUACCUCUACGGUGUCACGCACUACGGCGAGAAUGUCGAAGACGAAUGGCUGAUCGUCUACCUCCUGCGAGAGCUCACCAAAACCUUCCGCAACCUCUGGGUCCGCGUCAGCGAUAGUGACGGUGAGUUCCUCCUCAUCGAGGCCGCAAAAGAAGUCAAGGCUCUGAAAUGGCUCUCCCCGGAAAACGACGCCAACCGCGUCUGGAUACACAACGGUCAACUCCGCAUCAUCCCCCCUCCCCCGACGAUAGGGGAUCUCGCCUUGACUACGAAACCCCUCCCCUUAGCCGAAGCCCUCACCACCAUCCGGCUCUGCCCAACUUCCUUGUUUCAUAUCCCAGCUCUCGAGGCAGAAGCUUUUUAUCGCCUUCAAAAAUACCCCGCCCAUUUAACCACAGCAACAUAUCAUUAUGCACAGGCCACAAUCCCCCGCAAACUGGCUGGCCUGCUCCACGACCUCCCGCAUUCCAUCGCCCCAGCUGUUGAAGCGUUCUACCUCCGUGAUGCGCAAUCCCUGCGCUCUCUGUAUGCGCCUAGCACAUCAUCACAACUCACAUUCCCUCCAACAGACCUGGUCACAGUCUCCAUCCGCUUCACACGUACCCUCUACGCACAGCUCAAGUCGCAGCGUUUCCCCAAUGUCCCGCCGGCAUGGAAAUCAGUACUUGAUGCGGCCGAGGUGCAUGCCGCAACUGCGGCGCCUAGCGCAACAGCCGAGGCAGCGAAGAAGUUGGCAAAGCUGGAAUUGGGCAUCAAGUUGACAACGGGCUUCGAGUUGCUCGCCAAAGGAGCAAACGAAAGUGCGAGUAGAGCAACAAGAGAGGUGGCGAUAUGGCUGGAGGACUUUGAGGAAGAUGGGGAAGGGGUGUUGCCUACAGAUAAUGACAUCAGAGGAUGGGACUGGGUUAGCAGGGAGGAUGAUGAUAGCUGGAUGGAUGUGGAUUGGCGCGAGUUUGAGAAGGAGCUUGAUGGGAAGGGGAAGAAAGACAAGGGUCAAGGGUUUGGGGAUGCUGCGAUGCAGGCUGAUCUGAGGAAGAUCGUGGAACGGUUCGAGGCGUUUCUGAGUGACGAGCGCGCAGGGAUUGAUGGGGCUGAGUUUGAGGAGAUGGAUCAGGAUGAUGGCAGCGAGCUGGGGGAUGGCCGUACCAGCAGUAGUUGCGACAGCAGCUUAAGUCAGGAAGAGGAUGAGGACAAAGAGGUACAGUUUGAUGAACAGAAGUUUGCGCGGAUGAUGCGCGAGAUGAUGGGCCUCAAGGGCGACGUUCCUGAGCCUAGCGGUAAGGAGAAGGCUGUGAAAGAAACAGCUAGCGAAAAGAGUGAGGACGAAGAGAUCCAAGAGCUCAUGGAGCAAUUCGAGGCGGAGCUUAAGGGGCACGGGGCGUUGGAUUUGGACCCCAAGCCGAAGGACGACAGGGGGCAAAAGGCCAUCAAGGAUAUCAAGGGGAAGGGUAAAGCGAAGGCUGUGGAGAGUGGAAGUGAGGAAGAGGAUGAAAAGAGUGGUGAUGAGGAAGUUGAUAUUGACUACAAUCUGGCGAAGAACCUUCUUGAGAGUUUCAAGGGCCAGGCGGGCAUGGCCGGGCCGGCAGGGAAUUUGUUGGGCCUGAUGGGCGUCGCACUACCAAGGGAUGAUGGCGAAUCCGAUGAAGAGUAA